AUGGUUUUUGGUAAACGUGUUGAUGUAGAAGGAGUACGUUUGGAAGUAUUAUUUGUGCUAUCGGGGACGAGUGUAAACACGAGAGCGGCGCGGCGGCACGGCGGGCGGCGUGACCACGCGGGGAGGGCGCCCGUCACUCGGGCGGCCGCCGCCGCGCGCUACGCUCGCAACAUGUCGGUGCGCGCGGACCACCGCGAUCGCGAUCGCUUCUCGAGGCACUCUUCCCGCGCUUCCGUCGACCUCGCGUUCCCGAGCGGCUCGAGUCGGGACCACUCGUUGCGCUCGGUGCACUCCGGCCGCGUGCCGAGGGUCUCCAGCGAUGACUUGAUGGUGCCGGUGCGCACGUUGCGCUCCGCUUCGUGCCGCGUGGCACCCGGUGCGCCCCACCGUCUGCGGCGCCACCACUCCUCGGCCGCCGACUGCGAGCGGGCGCGGCGCUCGCGGCGGCACACACUCGAGUUGCCGAACAGCCGGGGCCCGAGUGUCCGCAGCCGCUCCCCGGAGCCGCCGCCCUUGCCCCCGGAGCCCGAAAUCCCGCCCGAGGACGCUGGAAAGGAGGCGCGGCGCCGCCGCGUGGUGGCGGCCGUCGCAGCCUCGUUCUUCGCGCUCGCCCUGGCGUCCGUCCUCGUGGUGGUGGUGACACUGACCCACAGCUCGGUGCUCCGCGCACACAACCAAACGGCCAAGUACUACACGUUCUCCGUGCCGCCGCACCAUCCUCUCAGUGAGCCCCGUUCAUGUUGCCCCACCGUCGCCCCUCCCGCUUCGCAUGCGACUGUCUCCGACCCUGAGUGCGAGGGGCUGCGAACGUCGCCGUGCCCGCGCCAGCGCCGCCCAGGCUGCUCCUCACCGCCAACAUUUGCGGUACAUAUCGUGCAGUGCCUACACUCACAUUACGAACCAGCA
Molecule: messenger RNA, 906 nt
Organism: Iphiclides podalirius (scarce swallowtail)
Lineage: Eukaryota; Metazoa; Arthropoda; Insecta; Lepidoptera; Papilionidae
Source: the annotation of a GenBank genome assembly